AUGUAUUCCUAAUUAAAAAAAAAAAAGUCUCCAGAUGUUCACCCUUUAAUUCCCAAAGGUUAAUUUUCAAAUGAUUAAAAAUUUUACUAAGAGUUAACCCAAAAAUUAUGGGAAUCACAUCCCACAGAUGAGAAUAUAGAAAUAUCUGUAGAUGUACCUUAGAUGUAAACAAAAAGAGCAUAACCAUAUUUAACCGAAGAAAAUAACUUGGCUUUAGAAAAUCGUAAACUUAAAGAAACAAUAAUUUAAAUGAAAUUAGAAAUGUAUUUAUUAUAUAUUUAAUUAGGAAGUCUAAGUUAGAGGCUGAUCUAUUAAAAUAGAAAAAUGAAUUCUAAACAAUUUUAUAAGAGUAUGUAGUUUUCAUAGAUAAGAUUUUAUAAGAUAAAAAGGAUCUAUAGUUAUAAUUAGCAUAAUAUUAAAGAUAAGAUCUUUAAGAAAACAAAAAUGAAUUGAUUGAAUAACUUCACUUCUUGCAAGAAGAAAAUUUUAAAUCACUCUAAUAAUCAGAGGAAUUUAGCAAUAAAUUAAUAUAAAUUGAAACUCUGUUAAUAAAUUUAGAAGAAGAAAAGAAAAUAGCUUAUGAAAAGAUUGAAUAAUUAAGAUUGUAAAAUCUAUAAUUAAAACAACAUUAUGAAGAGAAGCUAUAGAAUUAAAAAUAGUAGCAUUAUGCUGAUAUUACAAAAUUUGAAUCUAUAGUAUAGGAAGCAUUAGAUAAAAAGGACUUUAAAAUAUAGAAAUUAAAGGAACAAUUAAGUUAUUACACAGAUCAAUUUUGA
Paramecium pentaurelia is the source of this 776-nucleotide messenger RNA. Lineage: Eukaryota; Ciliophora; Oligohymenophorea; Peniculida; Parameciidae. The record is from the annotation of a GenBank genome assembly.